GACACUAGGUCACUGACACGCCUCCAUCCAGCACAAUCAGAAAGGCUCCAGAUGAAAUAAUGAGAAUAACCUUUUAAACAUCAGCCCUGUAGAUUUUACCUCCACCAGACAGGAUCCCUGUUAGACCCGACUCACAGCUCUGGUUGACCUCUCGUCUCCAUCACUGUGAAGAUUAUGUCAUAUUUAUGGUUCACAAAGGAUUUCGCAUCACGACCUGUGUGACCCGGACAGGCGACCACUGUCCCAGCAGUUCCCACUGGCCUCUGACCGAUGGAGUGAAAUCUGAAGGUAGAUGCUUUGGGGAAGGUGAAGCUCGGGGUGGAGAUGCUGCUGUCACACCACACUGAUAGAAGAUGAGACAACGGUAGGCUCUGACUAACAACUAAGCAAACGAGCAGACAGGAAGAAGCUCCUUACAUCAGGUGUGACUCAUUUAUAGGAACAGGUCCUGUUGGUUUAGCUGACUUCAUGUUCAUGGCUGUGUGAAUCUGUGGUUCUUUGUUUAACACGAGCAUCAGCAACAUAACAGUGUUACGAUGAUGUCAGUCUGAAACGAAAGGUGAUUGGUCGAUAACAGCAGGAGGAAUAAUGUCUGCUUCCUACGGACUGAUGACCACCAACAGCCCUUCUGUAAUGUGGAAGCAUGAACGUCAUAUGAACACAUGAAUAUGUGCCCACAUAAACAGACUAAGGCCGAGGGUGAUUUCCCUGUGACAUCAGCAGCAGCGCAGCGUGAAGGAUCUGAUCAGAACAGAGUUACAUGUUGGGGCGUGUGUUGCAUCGGCUUCUUUUAACAAAUUAGGUAACUUGAAGAAGCUAAUUGCUGUGGAUUAAAACUAAUCUCACCAUCCUGCAGGAUACACGCCUUUAAGGCCUCCUUUCUUGUGUUUUCGUUUCACAAUGAGCCGCAUGUUUUCAGUCUGGACUGCAGGAAUGUCAGUACAGUGUUUAUUUUUGUUCAGAAUUUCACCAAAUUAUCUGAUUUAUUUUACAUCAACCUCAGAGCCCACUGUCCUCGUCCUCAACCCUAGAACACUAACGUUAAAAUUAGUAACACCAUCACUAAUGUCGGGUUUAUUUAACCCGAAAUAAUAUCCCAAAUAAUAUAUAGUUUUCAUCAGCUUAUGUAAAAGUACAACACUGUAUGCCAAACUGUAAUUCUCUUCUCUAGUUUCCCAAUUUACAGAAUCACAUAAAAUAAUGAAAGGAACCAUGGGGGACCCUUUAGAAGUCAGCAAAAUUAUUGGAAAAUCAGGAAAUUCUUAAGGAGAAAAUUCCAAACAAAAAGAAAAAAUUGGAGCUGGGGACUUCUUCUUCAGUCCACCUAUUCCUGGGACGUGUAAGCCAUGUCUGUGAGGCACAGUCUUCCUGGAUCACUAAAUCCACCUGUAAAAGCAUCACUCUCUAUCACUAAUGUCUGGUGAAAAAAAAAACCUAGAUCACUGUAAACCCAAACUUUGAUUCAACUCAAAUUAUCUUGUUCACAUUACUUAACUGUUUCUAAAUUGUUAGCAUUACUUGUUAAUCCCGAGUUAGCUGAGCUGUUUCAUGUCCUUUCUUAUUGUAAUUGCGAUUUGAAGUUCAAUUAGAACUCUCUACUUAUACAAAUUGAGUUCAUAUUACUUAUAAACACGUACUUUUUAAUACCACGUAUAAAUUUGGGUAAACUGUACUUUUUAAUGGCCUAGCUUAUCGUACUUAUAUGUUUGAGCUCAAACUACUCAAAAUGAUCAAGUUUGCUCAAUAACCUGUUUCACACUGGUUUUGACCAGGUGCCAUUGAGGACAGAACAGAACAGAGAAGCACAGAACAAAGAGGAAGAACUCAGUUGCACUGAAGUUUUAACAAGCCAGUAUUCCACCCCAUGUUUGAAGCCUUAGGCAAAUUACCAGACAUUUACCAGCAAAGGUGGUUGUUUGUUGUUGUCAUGGUGGCGCCAUAAGUGAGGAGGACGGUUUAAAGAAAUGGGAACACUGUGCCAUUCCACUGUUAACAAAAAAUUGGUGGUUCACACUUAAGGUACUGGUCUCAGUUACUUGUGUCCAACACUCACUGACUGCUUGCAACCAUGUGAUGCAUGAGUUAGCCGGCAUCGUUCAGUCUCAGUUAAAAUCUACCAUUUUGUCCAAUUUGGAAAGCAGUGAUAUGUAAUAAACAAGCUGACAUAUAAAUGGGGGGUUUGUGUCAGCUAAGUAUCUUUAGUAACUGUAAAGCCUGAUUUAUGCUUCUCCGUCUGCGUCAGUGCGGAGACACGCAACGCCAUUAUCCAUCCUUGCGUAGGGAUCCAGCAGGCACGCAAGUACGUACGGAGUCGAGCCCACUUUUUUAAACAUCCGUCGAACGAAACAGAUUACGCAAGCUUGUGAUUGGUCAGUACGCCGCUGUUGUUUACAGCGCCGCCAUUGCCAAGAGAGCCGAGGAUAACUAGCGGCAGACACGGAGAAGCUUGAAGGAUACCUCGCGAAAAAACUUUAAAAUUAUUUAUGUUUAAUUCUCCCGUGACUGGAGGAGUGAAAAGAUGCGCAGCAAGCGUUUUAUUUGUGGACGGAAAUGACAGGAAACGUGGGUUUAGAGGUGGGGAGCGCAUGAAGAGGUGGAGGAGAAUGAGAGACAAAUAUGUCCGUGUUAAAAGUCUCUUAUAUACACAAAAACACAAUAUAAACACACGAUCUUGGACCGAUACUGUUUUUUUUUUCUUUUUGUUUUUGGUGCACCGUUCCUGGAGACACUGCAGCGCUACGCCCUCUGUUGUCCUGCCGGGGAAUUGCUUUGCAACACUCUCCAGGAGACGGAGAAGUAUGAGAGCAAAACGCUUCCGUCAAUCCGUGCGUGUCUGUCCCUUGCGGAGCUGACGGAGAAGCAUGAACCAGGCUUAACUGUUACUAGUACAUUUAACUUACAGACUCAAGUACAUUGAACUUGGUUUUCUGCAUGCUUUAUUAAUCAAAAAAAUUUAAGGCAACGAGUUACCUGGAUUUUUCAAGUAAACACUACUUAUCUGGGUCCAGAUUGAUGGGAGGAGGGAGACAAACACACCAUUAAUAACAUCAGUGAGCAGCCUGAGGCUGUGCAAGGACCCAUGCAACUCAGACAGCAGCAGCACAACAACCAACCAACGUCAGUGAUCUAGGGUUACGGGACACAAUGCUGCAUGUUUUAGUGGUUUCUUCUCGAACACACCUGAUGCACGAACCCAUCCCUCUCAAACAUUAGAGAAUAAGAGUACUGUUUUAGAUUUUUCUUUGCUCCUGCACACAUGAAUCACAUGAACAAAUGGCCUCGAGACUUUGCUAUUAAACUUUAACUCAUCCGUUAAUUUAAACCAGGUGUGCUGAAGGAGGGGAUUACCUAAAAUGUGCAGGAUAUUGGGAGCUAAAGACUUGGGAUCAGGAAAGUCUACACAUUUUAGCAGUUUCAAUUGUGAAAUAGUGUUUCAUUGUUGGUGAAACGCUGUCUGCUCCACUGGAUCAUGUAUGUUGCUCCUAGAGAAGCACUUUAACUGUAAGCCCAUUUUCUAAUUUAACUUCUGUAGAUUUUACGAGCUUUCAUCUCAUCAUAAUUUGUGUUUGGAGAGUUUCUAACAUUAAGAGUCAGUUAGACGUCCUGAUAAAUUGACCUUUUCAGGUUCUCUGAGACAGUUGUGCUGUGUCUGCCCAGUCCUGAUGACGCAACUCAUCACUGAGGAUUUCUGUCCAUCUUCUUCUGAUGCUUAUCUUGAUGUGGUGACGUCUGACAGUGCAACAGAUAGGUGCUCUGAGUGUGAACAGAGUGCUUGUUUGGGUCCACCCCCCCUCUCACGUGCCAUCUGCUCUUACCCCAGCCCUGGACCAGAGGAGACCUGUCAGCAUAGAGAUGUUUCUGUCCUCACCGAGCGUCCCACAUGCCUCUGUGCCCCUUCACUGUGCAAUCUGGUGCAUGGCACCGACCAGUGCUCGCUUACAGGCCCGCCACAGUCCAACAGACGGGAGAGAAGUCCGUUCUGAGAGCCAAGAAUCAGAACGUGUGCUUCCCUACCGCUCAGAGUCAGCUCAGUCAUGUUUCAGAUGUUUGAGAAAGACUCCGACCAGAGGGAACUUCUGUCCACUUGUUUAACUGAAACUUGUUUUAUUUUAAGGCCACAAAAAAGUCGUAUCAUCCUCCCUUGCCUAUUUGUGCUUCUGUGUAAAUGCAGCUCCACAGAAAUGCCUGAAUGCCCACACAGGUCAAGAUGCUGCAGAUAAACAAGAGAUGGCUUUUUGUCUCAGACCAGUCUUCUUCAGGACUCUCUGGCACCGUUUCUAGAAAAGAAAACUGCCUUUUUUCCCUGCAGGGUUUUCCUGAAUGAGUCCUAAUUUCCUUUCCUUUUCCAGAGCAUGCUAAGCGCUCUGCUCCAGAUUAUGUUCACGUACAUCCUUCCUGGAUUCCCGUUGAGUUCUGGGGCGUGUUCCAAACAUCUGGAAGUUUCUGGUCAUCUUCGGGGCAUCAUGUGAUGAAAAACGUGCCGCAUGCAAAAUUCAUAAAGAAACAACCAUUUCAUUCAGACUGGGCCCACAUUUUGAUGUCAUCGCACUCACUGGGAAAGGAACCAGCACAGAAAUGGAUCUGUACUGGGCUUUCACUCGACCCAAGGCUGAGAACAGAGCCGACUCUUCUCACACUCGACAUUUCAUGUGGCCUCAGUAAACGUUCUAACUCUCUCCUGCCGUCAUUAAUCUGAAGGUUUGUUUCCUCAGACUGGUUAGCGUUUGAGUUUAAUGCUGAGAGCCUGGCCUGAGCGCUGGAGUGGGUCAGGAGUGGGAGUCGUAUCGGGCUCAUUCAUUAUUCAUGCCACGGGUGGGCAGGGUGUAAGUGGCAGUGACAGACAGAAACUCAAUUACUGAUGUGUAUCAACUCGUCCAGGGUUCUUGACCUGAUAUUUCACGACUCGGGCAUUAAUUGCUGAAUUGCACAAACAAAAAUCAUUUCCUGGGAAAAGUAAUUGGAUUGUUGAUGCCUGGAGGGGGUCUGCAGAGAUGGAGGAGAGAAAGCUCUGAUUCGACUUUACAUGAGAGUAGGUGGCAGCCUAUGGAGACCAAUGAGAAGCUUAUGAGCGUCAUCAACAUCCCUCAGCAGCUGUUGCCUGUAGCAACCGCACCACUCAUGAGAGGGUUUACCAACAGAACUUGAUUAAUCAGACCGGGCUAGAUGAACUGUAAAGAUGAGGACUCUGGUUGGACCGGGGAUGCUGCUGCUGCUGCUGCUGCUUCUGUUGCAGAGCGUUUGGACUUUGGUCAUUCCGCCAGAGAUCAGACAACCACCCACGAUCAUCAAGCAGUCGAUGAUGGAGCAUAUUGUGGAUCCCAAAGAAACAAUGGUCAUAGAGUGUGAAGCCAAAGGCACCCCCCAUCCCAUCUUCUCAUGGAGGCGCAAUGGGAAGUAUUUCAAUGUGGCACGUGACUCCCAGGUAUCGAUGCGCAGGCGCUCAGGGACUCUAGACAUCUAUGCCCGGAACAAUCCAGAACAGUAUGAGGCAGAGUACCAGUGCAUUGCCUCCAAUGAGUAUGGAUCUGCAUACACCCACAAGAUCAGGCUACUGUUGUACAGAGCUCCUGUUUGGCCGCGGGAGAUUCUGGAGCCGGUGGUGGUCAGUGCUGGCAUGCCUCUGGUCCUGUCCUGUGACCCCCCACCAGGACCACCCAAACCAGAGACCUACUGGAUGUCCAGUUGUUCCUAUGCAAGACCUUUCAACUGGCCCAUUCAGACAGCCUUCCCCACCAUGCAGUCUGUGCAGCAGGACCGCAGAGUUUCCAUGGGAGUCAAUGGAGAUCUGUAUUUCUCCAACGUGCUGGUCAACGACUCCACUGCUGAUUACUGCUGCAAUGCUCGAUUCCCCUACAAGAAUAUCAUUCAGCAGAAGAUGCCCGUGGUUGUAAAGGUGCUCACAACACGCACCGUGGCAGAGGCCGCCCCCACCUGGCUGUCCCCCAAAGGCUCCUCCAGCUCCAUUGUGGCGCUACAAGGAGAAGAGCUGCUACUGGAGUGCAUAGCUGCAGGAAUGCCAGCUCCUCACAUCACCUGGACAAAGGAUGGAGACAACCUACCCAUAACAUCGCGGAUAAAAGUAAAAAACUUUAACAAAAUGAUCCAGAUUCCAAAAGCAUCUUUCGAAGACGCAGGAGAAUACAGCUGCACUGCUACCAACAAGAUAGGCUACAUCCAGCACACGAUAACUGUCAGGGUCAAAGCGGCACCUUUCUGGUUGGAAAAGCCUACAGAUUUGAUUUUGGCUCCGGAGGAAAGCGGACGGUUGGUGUGUCGUUCCGAUGGGGCCCCUCGUCCCACAAUCAGCUGGUUCAUAAAUGGAGAACCAAUCGAAGAAGCAAAACCGCAGCCUAACAGACAGGUUUCUGGAGAAACCAUAACCUUUCGUAGCGUGUCAGCUGAGAACACGGCUGUCUACCAGUGCAACGCCUCCAACCAGCUCGGGUACCUAAUGGCCAAUGCAUUUGUCAACGUGCUGCAUGCAACACCUCGUAUUAUCGGGGCCAGGAAUGAACUCAUCAAGGUGAUCGAGGGAAGUCGCACCUUCCUAGACUGUCGCUACUUUGGCUCUCCGGUUCCUGAGUUACGAUGGUCUAAAUAUGGGCAAGGGAAUCUGGAGGGAAAUCGUUUUAAGACCCACAGCAAUGGGACCCUGGAGAUCAAACGCAUAAAGGUAGAAGACCAGGGAACUUACCUGUGUGUGAUCAGCAACAUCGCAGGAAGAGAUGAGGAUCAAGUCCGAGUAGAGGUCAAAGAGGCCAUAACGAUCGUCACCAGACCACAGAGUAUGAAAGUCAUGCGUGGAAGUGAUGUUCGCCUGGAGUGCGGCGUAAAAGCAGACAUCACUACUCCCUUGACAACAACAUGGGUGAAAAACAGAAAGGACGUGACUUUUACUUGGAGAGUCUCUUUGGAUGAGUCCAACCUGGUGAUCACCGGUGUGAACAGAGAUGAUGAGGGAAAUUACACGUGUGUUAUCAAGAGUGAGCUGGAGCAGCAGUCUGCCUCGGCACACCUAAUGGUGAUGGACCGUCCAAGUCCUCCCACUGACCUGGAGUUGUCAGAUCCUUAUGAGCGGAGCGUACGGCUCACUUGGGUUCCUGGAGACAGCAACCACAGCCCCAUAACAGAGUAUUUAGUGCAGUAUGAUGAUGACGACUGGCUUCCGGGGAAGUGGAAAAACCUUUCGUCAUACCCUGGAAACCUUAAUUCAGUGGUUCUGCAUCUCUCACCUUUCACCUACUACGAGUUCAGGGUCAUCGCCAUCAAUGAAAUAGGCGGGAGUCGCCCCAGCCGUCCAUCUAAACGUUUCCAGAGCAGUGGUGCACCUCCGGAUGUCAUCCCAAAGAAUGUGAAAGGUGUUGGUACAUGGAGAAAUAACAUGGAAAUAAGCUGGGAGCCCCUGACCUACAGAGAGUGGAAUGGACCACACCUAAAAUAUCUGGUAUGGUGGAGAAGGAGAGAUUCCCGGGAAGAGUGGAAGAAUGCAACCACAAAGUGGCUGAAAUAUUACAUCUAUGAUGCAGAUACCUUUACUCCUUAUGAGAUCAAAGUCCAGGCUGUUAAUGAGUUUGGGCUGGGGCCGGAGUCUCCUGUGGUCAUCGGUUAUUCUGGUGAAGACCGUCCACUUGCUGCACCCUUGAACCUGAGAGUGUCUGACAUCGAGAGCACUCAGGUUACCAUACACUGGGACACAGUGGCACGUGAAUCCAUUAUGGGAGAGCUGAAAGAAUACAAGGUUUAUUACUGGAGGGACAGCAGUCAGCUAAGGUGGCUGAGGGUUAAUAGAGGGCUCAAGUCUAAAGUCUUUCCAGAAAAUGAUCCAGAACCCUCAGGGGUUAUCACUGGACUCAUCCCCUACAGCAACUACAAGAUGUACAUAGUGGUAGCAAACAGCCGGUAUGAAGGACCACAAAGUAAUCACAUAUACUUCUCAACACCUGAGGGAGUACCAUCAGCUCCAAAGUCCUUCAGAAUACAACAACGACAUCUGGACAGCAUUUAUGUGGACUGGGAGCUGCCAGAAGAGCCCAAUGGUAUCAUCACUGGAUACACUCUCAAGUACCAGACUGUGAAUGCAACCAGAGGAGAAGAGCUGAAAACCGAAGAUUUUCCUCCCAAUGUGACGAGUUUCUCAAUCCGGCGAUUCGACCGCUACACCCGUUAUCGAUUCUCUGUGGUGGCACAUACUCGGAUCGGAAUGGGGGAAUGGCACACGGAGGAGUCUCCUCACUACACCACAGAAAUAUACGCCCAAGACCAGGUGGACAUUUCCACUCAGGGUUGGUUCAUUGGGAUUAUGUGUGCCGUCGCUCUUAUCGUCCUCAUCCUACUCGUAGUCUGUUUCAUCAAGAGGAGCCGAGGGGGCAAGUAUCCAGUACGGGACAAAAAGGACAUUUCACUGGAGCCGGUGGAUGACAAAGAUCAAGAGGGAUCUUUUGAUUAUCGGUCCCUUGAAAGGAUCGCACGUCUCCCCACUCUGCCCUAUCCUCGGAGAGAAGACGAAAAGGGGAUUCAAAGAGCUCAGCCGUCUGUGGAAGCAAUGAUGAAGCGAUCGUACAGCGAUGACAGUCUGGUGGAAUAUGGAGACGGAGGUGAAAUACCUUUCAACGAGGACGGUUCAUUCAUUGGCCAGUACACAGGAACCAGGAGAGACGUCAGGGAGCUGGACUUUGGUGGAGGUCUAGAGCUCCACUCACCAAUGAAUACUAUCUAUUCCCUGGCAUGAAGCUAUAAUUUCUAAGACUUUCCUCUCCACGUCCCAGCUGUUGCCCUGUGACUUUAUGACGCUUGAACUCUGACUUGUGGAUCCAGAGGAAAGUCUGCUUGUGUUUCUGGGAGGAAACAGCUGGAGACUGAGCUGCUAUGGAACCAUUUUUCAUUCAGACUUCUCAUAUUUUAUAAAUCUGAGAAACUCUUUAAAAAACAAACUUGAGAUCAUCAUUUUGUGGAUGUGUUCAAAAAACUUCCAGGGGAGAGGGAGAUUCUUCUUGUUUUGUACAUAAUGUUGAUAGAUUCUAUCUUUGCAUGAGCUGAACUAUCCAGAUCGUCACACGAGACUGGAGCUCUAUCAUGUUACUCUCAUACUUGCAUAUUUUCCCUUCAGUUAUUCCAAUGAGGAGAUCCGUUAUUUUUGAACAUUUGCUCCAUGACUUAUUCGUUGCAUACCACAGCUAAAAAACCAAUCAUCAUGAAACUGAAUAUGGUCAUGGAUGGCUAUCGUGUUCUCUGAUAAACGACGGUACCUUGGAGGAGGAACAGGAAGUGAAACUCGUUGGAAAAUAAGCGUGAGGUGAAAAUUUAGCUUUUUUCCCCCCUGUGUCCUGUCCAGCUGUAAAGCAAUCAGAAUUGAUGGCUGAGUGCUAAAAGCAAGUCCUACAGUUUUACUCUCACAGGUGGAGCUUCAGCUACAGUGCCCCACCUCAUAUAAUAACUUUAUUACAAAUGCUUUUGAGAGUUUGAAAUGAAAGAGAAAGGGGGAGAGGAAAGAAAGGUGGGUGUGUGUGUGUGUGUGGGGGGGGGGAGACCUGCAGAAAGAGAGGGGGAAAAAAAGACCCAAAAAACAUCAGAACCAAGAUAUCACUGUGCCAAAAAGCAUAAGGAUACAUAACAGCAAACUUUUUUACUGAAAAGCACACAGAAAGUAUUAAUUCAUGGUGUCUUUAGUGCCAACCAGUAAGUAAGUCCAUACUUGUGAGAACACCAUGUGAACAACUGUGUGUUGAUAUAAUUGCAAGCCCCUAGGCCCCGACCGUAGCCACUCACUCCAGGGCAGGCCGAGGUUGGACCACAGUGGUCAGAGACCCAACAGAGCCCAAGGGCUCAGGCUCCACCAGACAGCUACCUGGAGCGAGCCGGCAGAUGCCACAACACCCAGCCCCAGACUCAAGACAGAUAGACCUGUCAGAUAGACAGCCACACACAAACACAGUCACACACUUCCACCCUCAUGCUCAAACUUGAACACAUCCGACCUAAAGACAAACAAGAAUGCCCAUCUUGCACCCACUCACACUCCCCAUUCACACUACACACUCUGGUCCAGGUACUGCUGCAGAGAGGGCUCCACCAUUCCUGGACCCAGCAACACACCACCCCAGACCCCAACUAGUUGGCCAGCUCCCACUCCUAGCCUCCAGCCCUGGGCAGCAAACUGAGAACAGAGACGUGCGAAGGUCCCUAGUCUCUCUCCUUCUCCAGUGUGGUGUUGAUGCAUGUUGUUAUAGAGUGCAUUUAAAACAGGUGGGGAGAUGGGGCAGUGAAGACACCCUCCAGCCUACACCAGCUGGUAUCAGCAUACAACCCUGUCUCCCCCCCAAAACCCUCAGUGUCUAGAUGCAGCUUAAAUUGGAAGUGGGCACCGGCACCAACGGCAAAGUGGGUGAACAGAUCCCCUACUUCCAGGUGUCUUUGAGUGUGCUCACCCCCAAGGCCCUAAGUGUGCAUUUGUGUGGAAUGCCAUUGGUAGAAGUGUUAGUAUUGCAAAAUAAAUUUGGGACACAGGCCACCAUGGGACUGCAGAAAUGGGAAAAAAUUCCCACAUCCCCUGAACAUUUUGCUUUAAAGUCAAAAGUAUCUCAUGAGCCAGUUUCCUGAUUUACUCACUCUGGCAAUUACUAAUCCAAGUUUAAUAGUGUUGACUACUAACAUCAGCAGUGUUUGGAGACAAGAUCUUCUUGGAUAAAACUUACAUUUUUCAUGCUUCAU
This is a messenger RNA of Nothobranchius furzeri (turquoise killifish), 10707 nucleotides long. It is a transcript of the gene nfascb, whose product is annotated as neurofascin homolog (chicken) b. The record is from RefSeq and is a predicted model, not a curated record. Gene Ontology annotation, molecular function: cell-cell adhesion mediator activity. Gene Ontology annotation, biological process: cell-cell adhesion; axon guidance; brain development. Gene Ontology annotation, cellular component: plasma membrane; axon. Lineage: Eukaryota; Metazoa; Chordata; Actinopteri; Cyprinodontiformes; Nothobranchiidae.